This is a messenger RNA of Lodderomyces parapsilosis, 840 nucleotides long. Its product is annotated as SDR family oxidoreductase. The transcript has a single exon. Gene Ontology annotation, molecular function: oxidoreductase activity, acting on NAD(P)H, oxygen as acceptor. Gene Ontology annotation, cellular component: intracellular anatomical structure. Bases 1 to 840 code for a protein of 279 amino acids. The record is from RefSeq and is a predicted model, not a curated record. Lineage: Eukaryota; Fungi; Ascomycota; Pichiomycetes; Serinales; Debaryomycetaceae.
AUGGGCGAAAUCGAAUCUUAUUGUAACAAAGAGUUGGGACCAUUGCCAACAAAAGCUCCAACUUUGUCAAAGAACGUGCUUGACUUGUUUUCCCUUAAGGGUAAAGUUGCUUCUGUGACUGGAUCAUCUGGUGGUAUUGGUUGGGCUGUUGCUGAAGCUUACGCUCAAGCUGGUGCAGAUGUAGCCAUUUGGUACAACUCCCAUCCAGCUGAUGAGAAAGCCGAACACUUGCAAAAGACAUAUGGGGUCCAUUCGAAAGCUUACAAGUGUAACAUUAGUGACCCAAAGAGCGUUGAAGAAACCAUCUCUCAACAAGAAAAAGACUUUGGAACCAUCGACGUGUUUGUCGCUAAUGCUGGUGUUACUUGGACACAAGGACCAGAGAUUGAUGUUGACAACUACGAUUCAUGGAAUAAGAUAAUUAGUGUUGAUUUGAAUGGCGUAUACUACUGCUCACACAAUAUCGGUAAGAUCUUCAAAAAAAACGGCAAAGGGUCUUUGAUCAUAACAUCAUCGAUAUCCGGCAAGAUUGUCAAUAUCCCUCAGCUUCAAGCUCCAUAUAACACGGCUAAAGCUGCUUGUACACAUUUGGCAAAAUCCUUGGCCAUCGAGUGGGCACCAUUUGCUAGAGUGAACACCAUUUCACCAGGUUAUAUUGAUACUGAUAUUACAGAUUUUGCAAGCAAAGAUAUGAAAGCUAAGUGGUGGCAAUUGACACCAUUGGGAAGGGAGGGGCUUACUCAAGAGCUAGUUGGUGGAUAUUUGUACUUGGCAUCGAAUGCGUCUACAUUCACAACUGGUUCUGAUGUUGUUAUUGACGGUGGAUACACGUGUCCAUAG